CAGCGUGCACAGUAAAUAAAGCUGCAAACACACAUUGAUGAAGUGAUUUUAACCCUUUGUGUCGACACACACACACACACACACACACACACACACACACACACAGCUGAUAUCAUGUCCGAGGCUCGGAGCCCCGACCCCCCCCUGAUCGUGGAAAUCGAUCCGGAUUUCGAGCCCCAAAAGCGGCCGCGCUCGUGCACCUGGCCGCAGCCCCGUCCAGAGUCCGGAGACAAACCGGGCAUUAGUGAUGUCAUCCCGGAGGAAGAGGGUGAUGAGGAUGAUGAGGAUGAAGAUGAUGGGGGGUCUGCUGUUGUGGUGAAGCCCCGCCGGGUUUUGAGCUCCGUGUCCCGGCCUGUGGAGGUGAAUCUGCCCGCUGAUGACGGGUCUCUUUCCCCGGCUUUAACGCCCCCUACAGCCGCCCUGAGGAAGGCUUCUUCCCGCAGGAACGCCUGGGGGAACUUCUCCUACGCGGAUCUGAUCUCUCAGGCCAUAGAGAGCUCCCCGGAGAACAGGCUCACUUUGGCCCAGAUCUACGACUGGAUGGUGAGGUCCGUGCCGUACUUCAAGGACAAAGGAGACACGAACAGCUCCGCGGGAUGGAAGAACUCGAUCCGGCACAACCUGUCUCUGCACAGCCGCUUCCUGAAGCUUCAGAACGAGGGAACGGGGAAGAGUUCGUGGUGGAUCCUGAACCCCGAGGAGGGCAAAGGGAAAGCUCCUCGACGACGAGCCGUAUCCAUGGACAACAGCAAGAACAUCAGAGGAGCGAGAGGACGAGCCGCGAAGAAGAAGAAGGCGUCGCUUCAGAACCAGAACCAGGAAGUUGGAUCAGAGAGUAACUUCCUCUCGAAGUGGACAGGAAGUCCCGCCUCCCGAAGCAGCGAAGAACUCGACGCUUGGACCGAUUUCCGCUCUCGAACAAACUCAAACGCCUCAACGCUCAGCGGACGUUUGUCGCCAAUUCUCGCCAACGUGGAGCUAGACGAGGGUUUGGAGGAGGGUACGAACUCUCCUCUGUCCCCCAUGUUGUUCUCCUCCUCCUCCAGCAGCGUCUCUCCCUCCACCCUCUCAGAACUUAACCUGAACGACAUGGUGUCAGAAAACCUGCUGGACAACGUGGCGGCGCGGCAGCCAAACGAGGAAGAAGAGGGUGAUUCGUGCUCAGUUUUCAGCUUCAGCGGCGCAGAAAGUAGUCCCUCCGCCCUCGGCCUCUUCACGCCUCCGUGCAUCGCCCUGAGGACGGCGCCCAUGCAGACGAUCCAGGAGAACAAACAGACCUGGUUCUCUUCGGUCUGCAACGCUCAGACUCUUUAUACUCUGGACCUUCAGAGCCACGACCUCCUGACUCAGUCCGACCCUCUGAUGUCUCAGGUCGGAGCCGCUGCCAUCGCGCUGCAGAAUUCACGCCGAAACGCCACGAUUCUGCACAAAAAAGACCCCGAGGAAAACGACGCCAAACCGGUCCCGAAGUCUCCCGUUAAGCUGACCUCCGACCUGGACCUGGACGUGUUUAACGGAGGGUUGGAGUGCGAUUUGGACGCUAUUAUCCGCAACGAGCUGAUGGACGCCGACUGUCUGGACCUCAGCUUCGACUCGCGCCUCGCCGCCGUUAGUUAGUGUUCUGAGGGACGAAGAAACUCUCCAUAAAACUUCCCAAAAAACCUCUGAUAAACACAAGAUUUAAAGGUCCCCUAUCAUCCUCUUCUUCAUCAGUAUAUCACAGGUCUCAGAUAUAUACAGAGCCUGUCUCUGAUUGGCUGAA
This is a messenger RNA of Trematomus bernacchii (emerald rockcod), 1762 nucleotides long. It is a transcript of the gene foxo3a, whose product is annotated as forkhead box O3A. Lineage: Eukaryota; Metazoa; Chordata; Actinopteri; Perciformes; Nototheniidae. The record is from RefSeq and is a predicted model, not a curated record. Gene Ontology annotation, biological process: regulation of transcription by RNA polymerase II. The coding region runs from base 115 to 1617 and encodes 500 amino acids. The transcript is spliced from 4 exons. Gene Ontology annotation, molecular function: DNA-binding transcription factor activity, RNA polymerase II-specific; RNA polymerase II cis-regulatory region sequence-specific DNA binding. Gene Ontology annotation, cellular component: mitochondrial matrix; nucleus.